AUGCGCCGCAAGGCCCUCGCCGAGGUCUCGGAGAAGGGCCUGUACAAGGAGACGCACCCGCGGCUGGUCCACCGCGGCGAGAAGAUGUCCGUGCCAAAGUUCAAGAGGAAAUGGAUCCAGGACAAGCUCGAGGAGGGGAGCGACGAGAUCGUCACCCUGUAUGGCCGCGUCCAAUCUGUCCGCUCCCACGGGAACAAGCUCGUCUUCGUCACCAUUGUCAAUGAGUUCGAAAAGAUCCAGGGCAUGAUCAACUUCCGCAACCUGAGCGAUUCCAACGUGACCAAAGAUACCUUCAAGCUCUUCUCCCGCAUCAUCGAGAAGGGCGACCACAUCUCCAUCACCGGCAAGCCCUCCCGGACGUCCACCGGCGAGCUCACCCUCAACGCCGUCCUCCUACCGGAGCUCCUCUCCCCGGCCAUGGAGCAGAUCCCCCAGACCCUCACCGACGCCGAAACCCGCGCGCAGAAGCGCCACCUCGACAUGAUCGUCAACCCCGAGGUCUCCGAGGUCCUCCGCCUGCGGUCGCACAUCACCAAGUACAUGCGCGACUACUUCCACGAGCGCAGCUUCCUCGAGUUCCAGACGCCCAUCCUCGCCGAGAACGCCGGCGGCGCCGUCGCCCGCUCCUUCACCACCGCCGCCACCGAGUUCCCCUCCCGCGAGCUCUCCCUCCGCAUCGCCCCCGAGCUCUGGCUCAAGCGCCUCGUCGUCGGCGGCGUCCACAACGUCUUCGAGAUCGGCCCCGCCUUCCGCAACGAGGGCAUCGACGCCACCCACAACCCCGAGUUCACCAUGUGCGAGUUCUACAGCGCCUACACCACCCUCCCCGAGCUCAUAUCCCGCACCGAGGAGCUGCUCUCCGGCCUGGCCGACCGCUGCCAGGAGCUCAUCGCCACGGAGCUGACCUCGCUCCAGCCCAUCGACGCGUCCAAGUUCAGGCGGCCCUUCCGGCAGCUCGAGUUCGUACCCGCGCUGCAGGAGGCCCUGGGCGGGAUCCGGCUGCCGAAGCUGACGGGCAAGGACGCGUACUCGGAGCUCGUGGCCGUGCUGGCGCUCUGCAAGAUCGAGGUCCCGGGGGGCCUGCCGCCGACGAUGCCGAAGCUGCUCGACCGGCUGGCGGCCAUCUACCUGGAGCCCAAGUCGUUCGAGGCGCCCGUGUUCGUGACGCACCACCCGGCGUGCAUGAGCCCGCUGGCCAAGAGCUUCCUGUGCCCCAAGACGCUGCAGCUCGUGUCGGCGCGGACGGAGCUGUUCGUCAACGGCCGCGAGCUGGCCAACAUGUACGAGGAGGAGAACGACCCCGUGGCGCAGGCGCGCAAGCUCGCGGAGCACCGGAUGCUGGGCACCGGGAAGGGGGCUGACGGGGAGGAGGAGGAGGAGGCCGCGAGGGACGCGCCGCUUGAUAAGAGCUAUAUCAAGGCUCUCAACGCAGGACUGCCGCCCACGGGUGGCUGGGGAUGCGGUGUUGAGCGGCUCGUCAUGCUGUUUUCUGGGGCCAACAGGAUUAGCGAUUGUUUGAGCUUUGGGACGCUACGGAACGUUGUCGGCUUGUCAUCUGGAGAGCAGAGUCAGGAGCAGGCUGAAGAGCAGGAACAGAAGGAUGAGUCUUCUUGA
Messenger RNA from Colletotrichum karsti, 1614 nucleotides. RefSeq names its product lysyl-tRNA synthetase. Gene Ontology annotation, cellular component: mitochondrion; cytoplasm. The record is from RefSeq and is a predicted model, not a curated record. The coding region runs from base 1 to 1614 and encodes 537 amino acids. NCBI's taxonomy places the organism in Eukaryota, Fungi, Ascomycota, Sordariomycetes, Glomerellales, Glomerellaceae. The transcript has 3 exons. Gene Ontology annotation, biological process: mitochondrial lysyl-tRNA aminoacylation. Gene Ontology annotation, molecular function: lysine-tRNA ligase activity; tRNA binding; ATP binding.